AGGCAACGCGCCCUAGCGCCCCACUCGCGCGCUCUGCUCCGUCCCCACCGCCCGGGCUGGGGCCGGCCGAGGGGCGCGCCAUGCAGGCGGGCGAGGAGGCGCGGGCAAGGGCGGCGGCGUCCCAGCGGGGGGACCAGGAUGCGCAGCUGGAGAGGAUGCAGGAGCAGGCACAGAAGCAGAAGGAGAUGGAGGAGCAGAAGCGCGUCAUGGUGAGGCAGGUCUUGGAGCCCGAGGCCUUGGAGAGACUACACAGGGUCGGGCUGGUCAAGCCGGAGAAGCAGAUGCAGAUCGAGGGGGUGAUCCUGAACAUGGUCCAGUCAGGCCCGAGACGGGGUGCAUCCGCGCGCACGCCAUCCUCCUCCUGUCCCCCUAUCAUGUUCUCAUGUCUUUUCGCUUCCACCUGACGCCGACCUGUGGCCAUCCCAUGCUAUGUCUCAAAUCUGAGCGUUGCCAAAAUCGGACCGCCAGCCGCAGUCCUCAUCAGCACCGACGGCCACACGAGGCCUGAUGAGUCCUGGGCACCAGUUGCAGCCGGGCGGCAGCCAAGCAGUCCGCCCGCCCAAGGCGAGAGGAUCGGGGCAGAGGGGUCCCACGACGGCGGGCAGGAGGCGCGCUCUGCCGCGUGCUGCGUGCGUCCCAGCGCCGGGGAGGUGGGCUGCACGGCGUGCGAGCGGGCCAACGAGCACCGAGGUGAUGCGGGAUCAUGAUGGGCUUGUCACGAUCGGCAGAGAUCACAAGGCAGAGAUCGUGGCGAUCACAAGGAGACGCUCGUGAAGACCACAAUCGGACCACUGAGUAGUCAGCUCGACGAAUCGGAAUUCGAGGUGCCAACUGACGAGCAGUCGGCAAGCGUGCCGGUACUCACGUGAUGGGCCUUCGGGUAAGCAAGCUAGUAGCCAGAGCAAGCAUGAAUGUGCAAUAUCGCGGGCAAGCCACCAAGUAAGCUCAUUCGCGAAUUCACGGAUAAAUGGGACUCUGAAGAGCAUAUUGGUUCGCAAUUGGCGUAGUCACAGGCGUUGUCGGAUAUUGCAUGGUAUCGCAUCUCGAGAGCAGCACCAUGUCGCUCCACGACCAGGACGAGCACCACGCCGUCCCAUAGCGAUGCCGCACCCUGGUCGGCUUGGCCAGGGAGCCCACCGACGUUUAAGCCGCACGGCCGUUGCCGAAUGCCUCCUCGUUCGCUCCUUAAGGCUUGAACGACCACGCUAGCGCGACUGGAUUGACUUGAUCAUUAUCCCU
This is a messenger RNA of Prorocentrum cordatum, 1239 nucleotides long. The record is from the annotation of a GenBank genome assembly. Lineage: Eukaryota; Dinophyceae; Prorocentrales; Prorocentraceae.